Molecule: messenger RNA, 801 nt
Organism: Rhizophagus irregularis DAOM 181602=DAOM 197198
Lineage: Eukaryota; Fungi; Glomeromycota; Glomeromycetes; Glomerales; Glomeraceae
Source: RefSeq, a predicted model, not a curated record
AUGAUGGUAAUACAAUAUGCGAAAGAUGGUAGUUUAAGACAAUAUUUAAAUAAUAUAUUUAAUUCAAUAGAAUGGACUGAUAAGUUACAAAUUUUAAGAAAGAUUACAAAAGGCCUCAAUAUUAUUCAUGAAAAAGGAUUAAUCCAUCGUGAUAUUCAUUGUGGUAAUAUGUUAAAAGAUGAUAGUGAUACAUUUAUUUCUGAUUUAGGAUUAUGUCAACCAGCAAAUGUAAAAUCUUCUCAAAAUAACGAAUAUGAAAAAACAGUAUAUGGAGUAUUACCUUAUGUAGCGCCUGAAGUUUUAAGAGGAGGAAAAUAUACUCAAGAAAGUGAUAUUUAUGCAUUUGGAAUUAUUGCAUAUGAAGUCUGUACAGGGCUUCCUCCUUAUCAUGAUAUUGCUCAUGAUAAAAUCUUAGCUAUUAGUAUAUGUCAAGGGCUUAGGCCAAAAUCUAAUUAUAAAAUUCCUCAACUAAUUUUGGACAUAAUUAAACAAUGUUGGGAUGCUGAUCCUUUAAAACGACCUAAAGCAAAUGAAUUAUCUAAUUUAUUAUAUAAAUUAUAUGAUUCAAGUAAAUUUAUGAGUGUUCAUGAAAUCAAUAAGCAAAUUGAGGAAGCAGAAAGAAUUAAUGAAAAGUUUACUUCUACUUCAUUACCAUAUAAUGGUACUACUCUUUCAUAUACUACAAAUCCUCAAGCAGUUUACACGAGUAGGCUUUUAAACUUUAAAAACCUGCCAGAACCAAAAAACGCUAUUGAUAACAAAGAUGAUGAUAAUUCAUUCGGAGAAUAUUCAGGUAAUUAA